AUGGCACCACCCAAUUACCAUCACGGCCGGAAACUAAUUUUACAACCUUCAACUAAUAUCACCACCCAAUACUCUAUUUGCAUGUUUGAUUGUGAUCCAAAUCUAAACCACACCGGUGUUUGCUUACCUGAAUGCAUUCUUUUCUGUCCUACUCUUUGCGCCACCACCGGACCAUCGUCAUCUCCGGCCAACUCACCACCUUAUGAACAACCACCACCACCGGAAAACCCCAGCCAUCACCACCCACUACUCUCACUCCCUUUAAAACUUUCUGUUAUAUUCAUAACAGCCACUUUAUUUUACGCACUUUACAAGCUUUUCCGGCGGUGGCGCCGCCGUACGCCGCCGUCACCCUCGCCGGAAAAUCAAGAAAACCAUGAUCAUGAUCUGAAUGAUGUGGUUGAUCACCCCAUAUGGUAUAUUCGCACCACCGGGCUUCAACCGUCCGUGAUCAACGGUAUAAAGGUUGUUAAAUUCGAUAAAAACGAUAAGAUGAUUGAUGGGAGUGAUUGUUUGGUUUGUUUGAGUGAAUUUGAAGAAAAUGAUAUGGCUAGGUUGUUACCAAUAUGUAAACAUGUUUUUCAUAUAUCUUGUAUAGAUACUUGGCUUAGAUCACAUACAAAUUGCCCUUUAUGUCGUGCUGAAAUCGUUACUAACGACGUCGUUAGCACGCAUGUUAUGAUGGAAGUCGAGUUAAGGGAUUAUAACGAAGCGGGUGAAAGUUCUGAAUUGAGGGUUGAUGAAGAUGAAAUUAGUAACUAUUCUAUUGAUGAUGAUGGAGAUUUAGGGAUUGAAUUGGUGAAAAUUAAGUUACCAAUAAACAAGUGA
This is a messenger RNA of Erigeron canadensis, 828 nucleotides long. RefSeq names its product RING-H2 finger protein ATL54-like. The transcript has a single exon. The record is from RefSeq and is a predicted model, not a curated record. Gene Ontology annotation, biological process: protein ubiquitination. Lineage: Eukaryota; Viridiplantae; Streptophyta; Magnoliopsida; Asterales; Asteraceae. Bases 1 to 828 code for a protein of 275 amino acids.